UCUUUAUCUUUACGCUCUCACUCACUUGCACAAAAUCAUGGCCGACAGAAACAGCCGGUCGGGCGUUAAGAGGAAAGAGAAGAAGGUGGAAAACAAAACAAAUGAUGACAAGGACAAAGAAAAGGAAAAGGGAAAGGAGAAGACUGUGAAAAAGCCCGACAAACUUGCGAAGAAGCCGGAGAAGACCCCCGAGCAGCCCAAGGCGGAUGAAGAGAAAGAGAACGGGCAAAGCGAAGGAGCGACCGGAGCAGAGGCCAACAACGGUGAAGAAAAUGGAGAAUUUCAGCCUAUAGAACUGCCGCCUUUUGAAAUCGUCACAGGGGAACAGAUGAGUCCGUUCUACUUCAAGUUUCAGUUCAGGAAUGUUGAGUACUCAUCAGGGAGGAACAAAACCCUACUGUGCUUCAGAGUGGAUACAGCAGGAGGCAGCACAGAGCCUUUGAAAGGUUAUAUGGAGGAUGAACAUGCCACAGCACAUGCUGAGGUGGCCUUCUUUCAACAGGUGCUCCCCAACUCCUCCCAAGAGUAUGAUGUCACAUGGUAUGUAUCAUCCAGUCCUUGUGUAGCCUGUGCCGCCAAGCUGGCAAACAUCCUCCAGCAGCGCAAAAAGCUUCGUCUCUGCAUAUUCUGCUCCCGACUCUUUGAGUGGGAGCAGCCAGAGAUCGUAGAGGGGCUUAAAGCUCUGCACAGUGCCGGCUGCAAACUGCGAAUGAUGAAGCCGUCUGACUUCCUGCAUGUUUGGGAAACAUAUGUGGAGAAGGAGGACCAGAGCUUUGCACCAUGGGAGGACUGUCAGGAGAACUACGACUACUAUGUGGAGAAACUGGCUGAUAUCCUCAAGUAGACGUGCACAGGAGCCUGAAUCACACACCGGUCUACUUGUGAAAUUCCCACUGGCUUGAAUGCGUGUUUCUUGCAGUCACAUCUGAUGGUGCAGAUAUUAGUUUGAAUGAACACUCAUGGCUACAUUUUAUACUUUUAUUUUAUUUUGAUAAUUUCAUAGGGAGAAACAAAAUGUUUGCAUUUCCAGAUAAAUAUAUCAAACAAUAUCCAACCAGUCACUUUAAAAGCAGUAACAUUCAUUGCCAAACCAUAUACAGCCUUAAAUAAGCUUUAAAAACGUUCUAUCUACUGACAUCUGCUGUUUGUACAGAGAACUGAAAAACUGAUGGAGGUUGAAUACACUGAUGAGCCACAAUAAUAAAACCACUGACAGCUGAAGGGAAUAACAUUGAUCAUCUCAUUACAGUGCAGUAUUCUGCUGGUAAACCUUAGUUUCGGGCUUUAAUGUUGAUGUACGUUGACACAAACCAUCCACCUAAACAUUGUUGCGGAUCAAUCACACCCCUAAUGAUAAUGGAAAUCCAUGAGGGCAAUGGGCUCCCCCAGCAGGACAAUACCCACUGCCACACCACAAAAACUGCUCCAGAACAGUUUCAGAAACACCCCAAAGCCCAGAUUUCAAACCGAUUGAGAAUUUAUAGGAUGCAGCAGAAAAAUCCUGAACUACGGAGGCCAAAUGCUGCCAAUGUCCCAGUGCCAGACACCACAGGACACCCUUACAGCUCCAUGUUGCAGAGAGUCAGAACCUUUAAUUCCCAUCAGGCUGGUGAUUUUAUUGUUGUGGCUGAUUGGAGUAAGUAUGUAAGUAAGCAUCAUGACAUAUUUACAGUAAUACAAUAAUUGAAAACUAACAAUGACUAAUGAUUAUCACACAAAUAAUGUUUCAUAUUUAACAGUGCUGUUAAUUCAAACAAUGAUGUGAAUUAAAAUAUGUACAAUUCCUGA
This is a messenger RNA of Stegastes partitus (bicolor damselfish), 1788 nucleotides long. It is a transcript of the gene apobec2b, whose product is annotated as apolipoprotein B mRNA editing enzyme, catalytic polypeptide-like 2b. The coding region runs from base 38 to 844 and encodes 268 amino acids. The record is from RefSeq and is a predicted model, not a curated record. Gene Ontology annotation, biological process: cytidine to uridine editing. The transcript has 4 exons. Lineage: Eukaryota; Metazoa; Chordata; Actinopteri; Pomacentridae. Gene Ontology annotation, cellular component: cytoplasm; nucleus. Gene Ontology annotation, molecular function: RNA binding; cytidine deaminase activity.